UCCCCAACAGGGAGAAAAGAGUUGCUGAACUCCGUGGACAUGGAUUGCUGCAUGUUCAUCAAACAGGCAGGAAUGGAAGACUCUUGAGUUUGCACUUAAGUGACUGCACAGGGUGUGAAAAGAGAUGGGAUCUCUGUGCUAGAGACGGAGGAAUAAUUGAUUCAAGUUCAGCUGAAAGUUUGGAAAUUACCCGGAUAGAAAGAAGAAAAUGGAAACCAUGCCACAGAAGGGGCAACAGCCCACAGCCUACAGUAAUACCUUUGUCCCAAAGCCAUAAAUCAUCCCUCCUCAGGAGCAGCCUUGGAGAGCAGUGGUUGAUGGAAGCUGGCUCUAAGUAAUCUCCAGGGAGAAAUGUACAAACAGCUGGGAGAGCAAGAAGGAACUGCAUUCUGCUGCAGGAGUUUGUGGAGCGGAAUUUUAGGGUGCUGGAGUGGAUCUCAAUACCAACAUGAAUCUUUUCUGUUUUUCUCUGGAGGGCUCCAUGGACAGCUUGUAUGAGCCGGUCCCAGAACAUCAGGAAGCCAAGGAUGCAACUGCUCCUGAAAGCCAGGCUACCACUCCAGAGAGCACACAGGCAAACUCUGGGCCACCUGACAGGUCCAUGUCUUUGGAGUUCCCUGACUUUGAGAACACACUGAGCAAAAAAAGAAAAUCCAUCCAGAAGUCCAUGUCUGAAAAUGAAGCAUUUGACAGGAAAAAUGUGAAUGGCACACUUUGGCAGGGCUCCAGGAAGCCGGAGAAUGAUUCGUACGUAAGAAGGCACUGCCAGCUUGAAGAAGAUAAUAUUAUUGCUGAUGGAAUACAUUUGCUCCAAGGAAAGAAGAUAGAAGAAACAACAUGUCAGGUGAUAAACUAUGAGCAAUGGAUCCCACCACGAGUACACAAUCCAGGUGUGCCUGGUAACAGUGAAAUGGGUACGGAACCAGACAAUAAAGCUGAGUCCAGGGGAACGUUAAAAAGAUUGCAGAAAUUGGUCCGAACAAAGAAAACAAGUACACAGAGCCUGGAAGAUGUCAAGCACGUUCUGGUUCCCCUCAAUACCUUUGAAGAUGCUUAUCUCUCUGAAGAGGACGAAGAAGCACUAACUUCUUGCAUGAAGCUGCCAAAAGCUCAGGAAAAGAAGACAUGGAGAGACAGCACAAGGAGAAAAGAAGAGACUGAGACCAGGACGGAUUUUAUUUCUGCCUCUCUGGGCCGCUCAUACACUUCCAGACUUAAUAACUUAGGAACUAUUUCCAUCCAUUCUGAAACAGAGUUUCACUUGUGGGGUGACUGGAAGCCGUUUCCUGACAACCAGCUUUGCCCUUGUGACUUUUUAAUUUCAAAAAUAGAAGAAUGGGAAAACUGUACUUGCUCUUCUCAUCAGCCACAUCUUACAUACUCCCUAACUGAUAUGGAUCUACAGUACUCCUGGCGCACGGGCAGCUUUGGAAGCUUUGACCGUUUCAGGCAUCACUCGAUAUCCAAGGCAGAUGACUCAGCUGAGAUAUCUGAGCUGGAGACUAUAAGUGACAUUGGGGAAGCAGUACAAAUCAAAGCAGCAAACAAUGGAGGAAGUCUGAGUAAGAAGAUGAGAGCCAUUUCACUUACCAUGAAGAAAAAGAUGGGUAAAAAAUACAUCAAGGCACUCUCUGAGGAGAUGAAUGAAGAGGGAAAAGAUGACAAUGAUCCUGGUGGUGGAACACACACUGAGAAGGUCUCCCUAAAAACCAGUGACUCUUUGGAAAGUCUUUAUAGUCUGAACAGUGGCCAGAGCUCAUCUAGUGGGGUGACCAGCUGCUCGGAUGGCACCAGCAACAGGGACAGCCUGCGGCUGGAGGACGAGGUGCCCUACACCGGCCCUUUCUGCGGCCGCGCCAAGGUGCACACCGACUUCACUCCCAGCCCCUACGACACCGACUCGCUCAAAAUCAAGAAAGGAGACAUCAUAGAUAUCAUCUGCAAAACUCCCAUGGGCAUAUGGACAGGCAUGCUGAACAACAAAGUAGGAAAUUUCAAGUUCAUUUACGUGGAUAUUAUCUUGGAAGAAGAAGCUGCACCCAGAAAGAUAAAUCCACACAGAGGAAGCAAAAGGACCAAGCCUAAGACAUUGCAAGAGCUCCUGGAAUGUGUCCACCUGCAGGAAUAUGCCUCAAGCCUCCUGCUGAAUGGCUAUGAAACUCUAGAGGACUUAAAGGAUCUACAGGAAAGCCACCUUAUUGAAUUAAAUAUUUCAAACCCAGAAGACAGGGCAAGAUUAUUAUCAGUAAUUGAAAAUCUACACGACUGUGACAUUGAAGAACAGCAGAAAAGUGAGGGUGGUCAGGAGACGCAGAACAUAAGCCCUCACCCGAGUUUUGACAAAUCACAGUUAAAUGACUGUCCAAGAGAUUCUGGCUGUUACAUCUCAUCAGAAAAUUCAGAUAAUGGUAAAGAAGAAGCAGACUCAGAAGCCCUGUCUGACAUGGUGCAGUCAAUAACAAUCAGUGAGUCAAACUGAUUCAGUCCUGCUGCUUUCCUGCAGAUUUUCAGAAAAGACAAUCUCAUUUGUCAGUGUGAUGGCACAGAAGCAGCACACAAAAUAUUCUCAACACUGAAAAUCUACUUUUUUCUGAUUUAUGAUGCUCUAAACUGUUUCAUAUGUGUACACUUGAUAGCUAAAUGUUAGUUGCUAAUAAGAAUUUCUUAUGUUUUUCUUUUCAAUGAAUCCACAGGUAUUUC
Molecule: messenger RNA, 2700 nt
Organism: Ficedula albicollis (Collared flycatcher)
Lineage: Eukaryota; Metazoa; Chordata; Aves; Passeriformes; Muscicapidae
Gene: SAMSN1
Product: SAM domain, SH3 domain and nuclear localization signals 1
Exons: 18
Coding region: 449-2479 (676 amino acids)
Molecular function (GO): protein binding
Source: RefSeq, a predicted model, not a curated record